Messenger RNA from Rhinolophus ferrumequinum (greater horseshoe bat), 465 nucleotides. It is a transcript of the gene SPMAP1, whose product is annotated as chromosome 21 C17orf98 homolog. NCBI's taxonomy places the organism in Eukaryota, Metazoa, Chordata, Mammalia, Chiroptera, Rhinolophidae. Bases 1 to 465 code for a protein of 154 amino acids. The transcript is spliced from 3 exons. The record is from RefSeq and is a predicted model, not a curated record.
AUGGCAUACUGCUGCAAGUGUCCUCUGCGGUUGGAGAAGAGUUUCAUCUUGGAUGGAGUGGCCGUGAGCACCAUAGCCCGCACCUAUGAGCAUUUGAGGCCCAAGCUCUGGUCGGCGAUCCCACCUUACAACGCUCAGCAGGACUACCACGCCUGCCGGUACUUCAAGAGCGGCGUGGUUCCGCCCAUUUUGCGGAAAACUGAUCAGGAUCAUGGCGGUACAGGAAGGGAUGGCUGGAUAGUGGAUUAUUUCCACAUCUUCGGGCAAGGACAGAGAUACCUCAACAGGAGAAACUGGGCAGGGGCAGGGUAUUCCCUCCAGCAGGUGAUGGGGCAUGACUACUACAAUGCCAAUGUGAAAAAGUACAGAGGGUUCAAUGGUGAGUUUGGCUAUCGCAGGAACACCCCAGCCCUCCGCCAGCACACAUCUGUCUUUGGAGAGGUCACCCAAUUCCCUCUCUUCUAA